UUGAGAAAGAAAAAGAGACUAAUAAGAGAAGAAAAGAAUGAUAAAGGGAAUAAAGUAGGAGUAAUGUGUUUAGGGGUAUGGAGUUUUCUGUAACUAAAAAGCGGAAGCUUUUGCUGUGCCAUUAUUGAUGUGGAACUGAAUUUUAUUGUUAUUUAUUAAUUAUUUUGUCUGUAGGACCCAUUUCUAUAUGCUAAAUCUGUUCCUUUGAAUUUUUCUCUUUUUCUUCUUCGAAUCUCUGCUGUUCAUUUCAGGCUCCUCAAUUUCCAUCAUACCAUAACUCUUUUUCUUUCUUUCUUUUGUUUUGAUUUCCGGCUCACAACGGACCCCUUUGGCUUUCUUGGUUAUUUUUUUGAGUUGGGAGCUGGUAACAUUCUCUUUUCUUUUCUUUUUUUUUUUUUCAAAUGAUGGGUUUUGCUUCUCUCAUGCUUCGUUGCUGAGAAUGCGCAUGAAACGGAUCCAAGUGGUGAAGUAUUCCCUUGCCAAAAGUUUGGUUAUCAUAAGGGAUGAAGUAUGGUAUCGUAACUGAGUGCAAUACAGUGUCUAAAUUACGCUAGUGAUUGUAAAGCAACUACAUGAAAUCAUUCAAUUUGGGUUACCUAUCAGAAGGAAAAAAGGAAGAAAACUUUUGUUUAGUAAUGGGGUAAGACAUAUAGGAGUGAUAGAGGAAUGACAACCUUUAAUUAGGUCCACUGGCUGCAUGGGAGGCUUAUUGCAUCUUUUUGACUUCAAUCAGGGGAGCAUGGCCAGGAAAGUUCGUACACAUAAAAAAGGUGUCGGUGGCCAUGAAGCUCCUGGAAAUAGUCUUGAGCUGCAAGUAGAAAAUUCUCAGCGCUAUUGUGCUGCAGGAGACUUACCGGUGGAAGAAGAUAGGUCUGGAAAGAACAAUUAUCCAUUUGAGACUUCAAUGAAGAAAUUGAUUAACGAGGAAAUCUCCAAAUGUUCAAGUACCAGACAAAAUGCACCAAGUAUUGUGGCCCGUCUGAUGGGAAUAGAUAUGGCAUCAUUAGAUACGAAGUCCAUAGUUCAGCCAAUUGAGAAAAAGAAUGAGCCUACAAAAAUAAAAGGUUCAAAUAAAGAAACAAAUGGAAGGGGCUUAAUUAAUCAUGUUUCUUCUAACUCGAAUUCUUCUAGGCAACCGGAACUUGAUUUGUUUUACCAUGAUGGAGACAGAGAAGCUGGUAGAUUGAGCAAUGGCCAGAAGUUAGGGAAACCAAGGCGACGAGAACAUCCUCAAGAGGAGGAAUUACAGAAGUUUAAGAAAGAAUUUGAAGCAUGGCAGGCAGCCAGGUUUAAGGAGUGUUCAAGGGUUGCUGAACUUGAAAUCAUCCAUUCGCACUGGCUUCCUCAAGAGGACCUCAACGAGGAAAUGAUUGGACUUCACUCGAAAUCAGGAAGAACAGCAUUUGAAAAGCCUGUGGAACCUAAAAGUAGCACAAUAAAAGCAAGGUCGCAUGAACGAAUUGAUUUGGGACAUCAUGGAGAUCAGAUGGAAUUAUUCCCAUUUGAGCAAAAGGGAUCUUAUCCACGGAGAAGCAGAACACUAAGCAGAGACUUUGAUCAAUACUCCUUGAUGAGUUCCUCUCAAAAAAUUGAUCCAUCUUUUGUUCCAACAAGAAUAGUUGUUUUAAAGCCUGGUCCUGAUAGACUUUGUAAUCCUGAAGAGUCUUGGAGCAGUUCUUCUGGCACUUCAGAGCAAAGAGGCAGUAUUGAAGAUUUUCUAGAGGAGGUUAAAGAAAGACUGAAAUGUGAAAUGCAAGGGAAAACGAUUAAAAGGGGUUCUGUUGUCCGAGGAAGUGGAAUUGAGACCCCUUACAGUGAAAAGCCAGCAAAUCCAAAACAGAUUGCUCAGCACAUAGCAAAACAAGUUAGAGAAAGUGUGAGUAGGGACAUGGGAGUGAAUUUGCUUCGAUCAGAAUCAACAAGAUCAUAUAGGAGUGAAAUUCAGUUGAAUGGACCAGGAUCCCCAGAGUUCAUCAACAGAGAUACUAGAAGAUUCUUAUCAGACAGAUUGAGAAAUGUUUUAAAAAGAGAAACAGAAUUGAAUGUUCCUUGCACUGCAGUUGGUGACAGCUCUACGUCAUCUGUGUUACACAAUGAAAGGGCCAGAGCCAGAGGAGAUGUUUUGAAGAAAAGAAAUGAAACAGACUACAGUGAGAUUGUCAAAGAUGAGCAAGAAAUGCAAACAAGAUCUUUCAGGCAUGGGCUAGGUGAUGAUGUAAUGCUCCACAGAGAGUUGUCCCCUAGAAACCUUGUUAGGUCAUUGUCAGCCCCAGUGUCAGGAACAUCUUUUGGGAAGCUUCUUCUUGAGGACCGCCACAUUUUAACUGGUGCACAAAUCCGCAGGAAGCAUGAAGCCAUUGAAAAAGUGUCAUUUGAUAUGAAAAAGAGGAAGAAAGAAAAAUUUAACUUCAAAGAAAGAGUUUCCAAUUUUAGAUACAGCUUUACUCUUAGAGGGAGACUUUUUGGCAAAAAGAUGCAGUCAAUUUUGGAAUCAAAUGGUGAAGAGCAUGAUCCUAUGAAAGACAUCAUGAGUGGACCAACUGUUACAAACUUUGGAGAGAGGCAUGUGAGGGAGAAUUUUACUGAGGUUCCUCCUAGUCCUGCAUCAGUGUGUAGCAGUGCUCAAGAAGAUUUCUGGAGGCCAGUUGAUUAUCUUAGCCCUCUAUCAACACCAGAUUUAACUCCAAGAGAUGAUUAUAUUGUGCCACAGGUUUUUAGAGAGAUCAGCUCAAACCUCAAUGAGCUACGGAGGCAACUAAACCAACUAGAGUCUGAUGAGCCUGAGGACACAGUAAACAAACAGGAGCCUAUUGAGCCUGAAAUGGUAGAAAUAAAGGAUCCAGCAGAAGCUUACAUAAGAGAUCUGCUUGUUGCUGCUGGUUUAUAUGAUGGAUCAUCUGAGAAACAUUUGUCAAGAUGGGAAACACUAGCAAAGCCAGUCAGCAUCUCAGUCUUUGAAGAAGUGGAAGAAUCAUAUAAAAAAAUGGCCAAGGAGCAGGAAAACUCUUUAAAUGAUCACGAUGAGAAGAAGGUAGAUCACAAGGUGUUACUUGAUUUAUUGAAUGAAACACUUUCAACUGUUCUAACACCACCUUUGAGUCUGUCCAAAUUCUGGAGAAACAUUAUUAAUACCUCUACUCUACCACCAUUACAUGGAAAGAAAUUGUUGGACCGUGUUUGGAGGGUUAUGUGUGAGCAUCUAUAUCCUCCAGAUGACAGAUGUCAUUAUUCUCUUGAUAGUAUGGUGGGUAGAGAUAUGAGAUUGACACCUUGGUCUGGACUGAUAAGUGAGGAAGUUUAUAGUAUUGGAAGAGAAAUGGAAAGUCUGAUUAUGGGAGAUCUAGUAGAGGAAAUUUUGCAGGAUAUGCAGUCAUUUAUAAGUUGACAGACUAUUCAAAACAGCAAAAAUAUGACUUUUUUAGGCGGUGGUGUGUAUAUGAGAGGAAAAAAAAAAAAAAAAAAAAAAAAACUAAA
This is a messenger RNA of Ziziphus jujuba (common jujube), 3474 nucleotides long. RefSeq lists its product as uncharacterized. NCBI's taxonomy places the organism in Eukaryota, Viridiplantae, Streptophyta, Magnoliopsida, Rosales, Rhamnaceae. Bases 698 to 3385 code for a protein of 895 amino acids. The record is from RefSeq and is a predicted model, not a curated record. The transcript is spliced from 7 exons.